Molecule: messenger RNA, 1204 nt
Organism: Tripterygium wilfordii
Lineage: Eukaryota; Viridiplantae; Streptophyta; Magnoliopsida; Celastrales; Celastraceae
Product: 60S ribosomal protein L7a-2-like
Exons: 7
Coding region: 108-887 (259 amino acids)
Biological process (GO): ribosome biogenesis
Cellular component (GO): ribonucleoprotein complex
Source: RefSeq, a predicted model, not a curated record
AGGGCUGAAAGGCCGUCCAUAUAAGCUCUCAGCCCACGUUUACAUCUUGCUCGACCAAUCCCCUCUCUAGGGUUUAGUAUCGCCGUUGCAGCAAGAGCAGGCGAAAAAUGGCCCCAAAGAGAGGAGGGAAGUUGGCUGCUACCUCAGCUAUGAAGAAAACUGAGAAGGUAGUGAAUCCGUUGUUUGAGAAGCGCCCAAAGCAGUUUGGUAUUGGAGGAGCUUUGCCUCCGAAAAAGGACCUUACCCGAUUUGUCAAAUGGCCGAAAGUUGUUCGCAUUCAAAGAAAGAAAAGGAUCCUCAAGCAACGGUUGAAGGUUCCACCCGCAUUGAAUCAAUUCACCAAGACUCUGGACAAGAAUCUUGCUUCAAGUCUGUUCAAGUUGCUUCUCAAGUACAGGCCUGAGGACAAAGCUGCAAAGAAGGAACGGCUUUUGAAGAAGGCCCAGGCUGAAGCAGAAGGAAAAACUGUUGAGGCUAAGAAGCCCAUUGUCGUGAAAUAUGGACUUAACCAUGUUACCUACCUUAUUGAGCAGAACAAGGCCCAGUUGGUUGUUAUUGCUCAUGAUGUAGACCCUGUGGAGUUGGUUGUGUGGCUUCCUGCCUUGUGCAGGAAGAUGGAGAUCCCUUACUGCAUUGUCAAGGGGAAAUCACGAUUGGGAACAAUUGUCCACAAAAAGACAGCAGCUGCCUUGUGUUUGACUACGGUUAAGAAUGAGGAUAAGUUGGAGUUCAGUAAAAUACUCGAGGCCAUCAAGGCAAACUUCAAUGACAAGUAUGACGAGUACAGAAAGAAGUGGGGAGGUGGCAUCAUGGGCUCCAAAUCACAAGCCAAGAGCAAGGCCAAAGAGCGACUUCUUGCCAAGGAAGCAGCACAGAGGAUGAACUAGGUUGAGUAUCAGAGCCUUAGCGGGAUAUUUCGUUAUGUUAUUUUUGUUUUAUUGUUCUGUUAAAAGCAAUGGCGGAUGAAGUUAGCUUAAAAACUCUCUCACCCUCUAGCCAUGUGAAUGGGUUAUUCACUUUCAGGCCUCCUGUUGGGCUCUAAACUGCAGCAUUUGUUUUGUCUAUGUUCCUAUUGCCAUCUCAUUUUAGGGUUUAGCUUCUGUUAGGCUCUUUACACAUGCUAAACUAUAGCAUCUGUUUUGUCUAUGUUACUGUUGCUAUCAUAUUAGGCAUAUAUACAGGACUUCCAAAAUUUUCCUUCAUA